Messenger RNA from Salpingoeca rosetta, 2025 nucleotides. Its product is annotated as AGC/PKC/ALPHA protein kinase. The record is from RefSeq and is a predicted model, not a curated record. The coding region runs from base 124 to 2025 and encodes 633 amino acids. Gene Ontology annotation, molecular function: protein serine/threonine kinase activity; ATP binding; calcium ion binding. NCBI's taxonomy places the organism in Eukaryota, Choanoflagellata, Craspedida, Salpingoecidae. Gene Ontology annotation, biological process: protein phosphorylation. The transcript is spliced from 20 exons.
ACUUUGUCCUGUUGUUGAUUAUUGAGUUGCGUCGACAGUUGUUGUUCUUGUUGCUCUCACUUCCUUCCUACCUUGCUUGUGUUGCUCGCUGCUGACACCGCCCCUCUCUCUUUUUGGAUUGCCAUGUCAGAGAUGAGCACGCGCAAAGUGCAGAAGCACCUCCAGGAGGUGAACCAGGCCUUUGAGAAGGAGUACCUCUCCAAAGUGCCUCGCGGCAAUGUCGUGGAACUGCGCCGCCAUCUGAAGAGCAUUGCGGAGGAGUUUGCCCGUGCAGAUGCAAACAACUCUGGCGACAUUGAUCUCAGCGAGAUUGGCGCGUGUUUGAAGGCGCUUGGGCGGGAUCUGCCGCCCGCGUCAAUCAAGGCCGCCAUUCGCCGCGUGGACGACGACGACUCCGGCACCCUCCGUUACAGAGAGUUCAUCAACCUGAUUCUUCUCGAGAAGGGCUUCAUCUCGGAACCCAUUGAAGAGCGCAGCUCUGCACCGGCUGCAGGCGGCCUGGGCCGCCGCCGCCACGGAGCGGUGAAGAAGAAGAAGCGCGGGCAUCUCAAGCUCUCCGUCGUCCUCAAGGAGACGCGCGACCACAUUGUCCUCGAGGUUGAGGUGUAUGAGGCCAAGAACCUGCUGCCGGCCGACCUCAACGGCCUCGCAGACCCAUAUGUCAAGAUGUACGUGCACCCAGACCCCUCCAAGAAGACAAAGCAGAAGACAAAGAUUGUCAAGAAGACGCUCAACCCAGUGUGGAACGAGAAGUUCACGUGGAAGUUCAGCAAGCACGACGACCUGUCGUCCCGCAAGCUGCACGUGGCCGUGUGGGACUGGGACCGCGUCACGCGCAACGAUUUCAUGGGCGCAAUGGCGUUCACGUUCAAGGAGCUGAUGGACGAGGACACGGUCAAGUCCAACUGGUUCAUUCUGCUCGAUGAGGAGCAGGGCGCCACAUUCAACUUCCCAGACAGGUGCGCACCACCAAUCAAGAAGAACGCUGCGCCGAUUGCCAAGUCGAGUGGUGGCAGCAUCACCGACUACCACCUCCUCAAGGUCCUCGGUCGCGGGUCGUUUGGAAAGGUCUUCCUUGCAGAGCGCAAGACAGACAAGAAGCUCGUCGCCAUCAAAGCGCUGCACAAACUGCGCGUCAUUGAGGACGACGACGUCGCAGCCACCAUCACUGAGCGGACGGUUCUUGGGUAUGGCCGCAGCGCGCCGUUCAUGAUUGAGCUGGUGUGCGCGUUCCAGUCGCAGUCGAGCCUGUUCUUCGUCAUGGGUCUGGUUGCUGGUGGCGACAUGAUGUUCCACGCCAUGCAGCAGGGCAGCUUCUCCGAGAAGGCAACCACCUUUUACGCCGCAGAGAUUAGCUGUGCGCUGCAGUAUCUGCACGACAAAGGCAUCAUCUACCGCGACCUCAAGCUGGACAACGUCAUGCUCGACGAGGAGGGCCACGUGCGGCUGGCUGACUUUGGGCUGUGCAAGCUGGGCCUGUCUGAGGGCGAGCGCACAUCCACGUUCUGCGGCACGCCAAACUACCUGGCGCCGGAGAUUGUGACGUACCGGUCGUACGGGAAGGAGGUGGACUGGUGGUCCCUGGGCGUCAUCAUGUACGAGAUGAUGAAUGGCAUUGUCCUCUUUGACGGCGACUCGGAACAGGAGCUGUUCCGCAACAUCCUGCACCAGCCCAUCGAGAUGACCCGCACCAUGAGCCGCGACGCGCGCCAGAUUGUGUCCAACUUCCUGUGCCGCGUGCCCAGCCGCCGCCUCGGGUACGGCCCGAGCGCCAAGAGCGAUAUCCGCGCAGAGCCCUUCUUCAAGGACAUCAAGUGGGCCCAGCUCGAGAACCGCGAGACACAGCCCCCGUUCAAGCCAAAAGUCAAGAACCCGCGUGACGCCAGCAACUUUGACAGCGAGUUUACGUCUGAGCGCGCCGCUAUUACCCCACUCGCAAAGCAUGAGCUCGAUCUCAUUGACCAGGAUCUGUUCCGCGGCUUCAGCCUUGCUGAGGAGCCCUCAAUCAAGCCUGUGCUCGUCUGA